UAAAAAUGCCCGCUUAGCGCGCUCUCCAAACCCCCAGCGCGUUCCAGCAGCAGCAUGGAGCCCACCGUGCCCACCAUCCCCGCCAUCAUGUUCAUCUUCGGGGUCAUCAGCAACCUGAUCGCCAUCGUGGUGCUCUGCAAAUCCCGCAGAGAGCAGAAGGAGACCACCUUUUAUACCCUGGUGUGCGGGCUGGCGGUCACGGAUCUCCUGGGCACCGUGUUGGCCAGCCCGGUCACCAUCGCCACCUAUGUGAAGGGCGCGUGGCCGGACGGGGACCCGCUGUGCCAAUACUUCGGCUUCGUACUGCUGUUUUUUUCGCUCGCAGGAUUGAGCAUCAUCUGCGCCAUGUCCAUCGAAAGAUACAUCGCAAUCAACCACGCGUAUUUCUACAAUGAUUACGUGGAUAAGCGGCUUGCGGGGGUCACCCUACUCGCCAUUUACGCAUCGAACAUACUGUUCUGCGCGCUUCCAAGUGCCGGUUUCGGCGAGGUGAAAAUGCAGUAUCCUCAAACCUGGUGCUUUAUUGACUGGCGGACCAAUGUGAGCGCGCACGCGGCGUUCUCCUACAUGUACGCGGGCUGCAGUUCUCUUCUCAUACUAAUCACGGUGGUCUGCAAUGUGCUGGUGUGCGGCGCGCUCAUCCGCAUGCACCGCCGCUUCGUCAGGCGCACAUCUCUUGGCACUGACCCGCAAAGAGGCGCCGAUCCCGGCAGGAGCCGCAGCUUCAGCCGCCUGGCGGGCGCGGAGAUCCAAAUGGUCAUCCUGCUGAUCGCCACCUCCGCAGUCGUGCUCAUCUGCUCCAUUCCGCUUGUUGUCCAGGUGUUUCUCAACCAGCUUUAUAAGACUCCAGUAGAGAAACGUCUGGAUAAAAACCCAGAUCUGCUGGCCAUCCGCUUCGCCUCCACCAACCCCAUCCUGGACCCGUGGAUCUACAUCUUACUGCGUAAGGCGGUUCUGUCAAAAGUGGUGGAGAACAUCAAGUGUUUGUUCUGCAGGAGCGACUCCCGCGGCCCGCAAACCCAAAACAGCCUGCUGUGUAUAAACGGGCAGCAGAUUUCCUCCAGAGACUCUCCGUCCGGUGUGUCCCGAGAGCUCCAGGACGUCAGCAGCACCUCUCAGACUUCAUUAAACCUGCCGAAAGCUCCCGACGGCGGGCAGAACUCCAGCACAGAGUCCUGUAGAUGCAACAGUCAUGAUGGUCAAUGUAAAAAGCAGAGUUUACAGAUGAGCAUCACUAAUGAAAGCGUCCAGGAGAAGAGCAUCUGAGAAUAUCUUAUAUCAUCUUAUUUAUUGGAGAAAAUCUCACUGUA
Molecule: messenger RNA, 1310 nt
Organism: Danio aesculapii
Lineage: Eukaryota; Metazoa; Chordata; Actinopteri; Cypriniformes; Danionidae
Gene: ptger4a
Product: prostaglandin E receptor 4 (subtype EP4) a
Exons: 2
Coding region: 55-1266 (403 amino acids)
Biological process (GO): positive regulation of cytosolic calcium ion concentration; inflammatory response; cellular response to prostaglandin E stimulus
Cellular component (GO): plasma membrane
Molecular function (GO): prostaglandin E receptor activity
Source: RefSeq, a predicted model, not a curated record